Molecule: messenger RNA, 5183 nt
Organism: Penaeus vannamei (Pacific white shrimp)
Lineage: Eukaryota; Metazoa; Arthropoda; Malacostraca; Decapoda; Penaeidae
Source: RefSeq, a predicted model, not a curated record
GGGUGUCAACACUUGGAAGCCACAAGUGACUCCUCUGGCCGAAGUCAAGACGACUCCCGAGGGCAUCCCUGUUGCCACGGCGACAUCUCUUGCUGCCAACAAGCAGCCCGUCCGCCACAUCGGCUCCAACCACAACACAGUGGCGCGCCCCUUCCCUGGGUUCACGGGGUCCCAGCCCGCCUAUGCCAAGGGCGUGGUCACACUCAACCAGCUCAAGCAGAGCGCCACAGACUCCCCGAGCCUCAAUGGCGGCGGCGGCAACACCACGACCUCCUCCUCCCGCUCCUCCUCCAGACACGCCUCCGGGAGCACCAGCCCCACCGGCCUCGCCGUCCAGGGCACGGGCAUCUCCCUCAAUAAGGAGAACGCCAAAAACUUCCUCAGGAUGACGCUGGACAAAGAGAACGUGAACUCGAUGAACGUGAACGCGGCCAGCUCGCAGAAGGCGCAGAAGUCCCCCAGCAACGACAACCUCUUCUCGAGCCAGUUCCUGAACAACAACGGGGCGGUCGGCGGCAGCGUCGGCCAGCCCCGCAAGUACUCGCUGGCCAGCAACGCCUCGAGCUGCAGUAGCUCCGACACCGACCACGACGCCCUCACGCGGAGGAAUAACGAAGUGAACGGGCAGCAGAUAGUCAACGCGCAGUACAACAGCCCUCUGAACCUGUACAGCGAGGACAACAUUGCCGAGACCCUCUCUGCUCAGGCUGAAGUCCUCGGCAAGGGAUGUCUUGGAGUCAACUUCAUGAAGAACGAGAAGCAAUACGACGGCAAGACCUCGGACGUCCUCCGGAUGGUGCAGGAGAUGGACAAGAACCCUGCCCCGGAAACAGAAGGUGAGGUAGCGAACCUCGCGUCCCCGGACAAGAAUGUAGUCCAAGGUUAUUCCUUCAAGCUCCUCCAGCAGUCCCUCCAAGGCGACCCGGAACUAGAGGAGGCUCCGUCGCAGCUCCACCCGGCGCCGCGCCCCUCCUCCUCCUCCUCCUCCUCCGGCCUCUCCUCCUCCCAGGCCACGCCCAAGACGGAGCUGCGACCCGGAGAGAACAUUUGUUCGGAGUGUGGUAGACUCAUCGUCCGCCCGCGCCCGUCGGCCGUGGCUGCGGGGGGGCGGUGCCGGCGGCGCUGGAUCCGGCGAGGUGUUCUCUCUCUUUUUUCAUCCACUUCGGUGGCGGUAGUAACAGGUUCCUCUAUCCCGGGCACAGACAGCGGGCCGGGCCCUGCCGGCACUCGCAGCGUGCGCGCCCCCGAGACUAAACCGAAGCCCGAGGGGGGGGCUUCCCCCGCGCCGCUGACCAAGUGUUCCGAGUGCGAGCGGCCCAUUACCGGCGUGUUCGUGCGUAUAAAGAAUAAGAACCUCCACGCUGACUGCUUCAGGUGUUCAACCUGUGGCUCGUCGCUCAAGAAUGUCGGCUACUACAACAUCAAUGACAAGUUAUACUGCGACGUCCACGCCAAGCAGGCCGCCCGCCACAACCCGCCUGCCCCCAACAUGGAACCUGUUGUGGUCAAGCCCGGUGCCGCCCCGCCCGCUGGUGCAGUGACCGCCACUCAGGCCAAGGCUGCCCCCGCCCCCCCCCCGCCCCCCCCGCCCCUCCCUUCAAGCCUCCCGUGGGCGGCGUCCGGAUCUUGCCGCUCAACGCCAUGGGGUCUCCGUCCAUGCCUUCACCCACGCCCAUCCCUAACUUCGCCCCGCCCCCCCAUUCAAGGUAUCUCGCCCGUAGCGGCUCGUCGGAAGCCUCUCCCCGUGGCCCCAGAGCCAGAACUCGAACCCGUUGCACCACUCCAGGAGCCUCCACUACCUCCCCCAGAGCCAGCCCAAGAACCGGAACCACAGCCAGAGCCUGCAGCCGAGCCCGAGCCAGCAGCCCCCGUUUCCGAGCCCGUCGUGGAAUCUGCCCCCGCCCCCGCGCCCGUCGAGGCCGCGCCCGAACCCGCACCCGCACCCGCGCCUGAGGCUGAGGCCGAGCAAGAACCUGCUCCCGCCGCCGAAGAGGAAGCGCUCGUUGCAGACGAGGCACCCGUUGAACCGGAGGCUGAACCGGAAGCUGAACCGGCAGCUGAACCGGAAGCUGAACCGGAACCCGAGGCUAUAGUAGAGCCAGAACCCGAACCCGAGCCGGCCCCUGAGCCGGAAGCACAGGCUAGUUCAGAGCCAGAGCCCGCUGAGGAACCCGAGCCAGAACCCGAACCCGAAGCGACAGAAAGCGAGCCUAUCGCAGAAGCGGAGCCCGAACCCGAGGCCGCAGAAGAACCGGAGGCCGUCGCCGAAGAGGCCGCCCCCCCCGCGCCCGAGCGCGUCUCUCCCGUGAUCGAGCCGGCGCCGGCCCCUGCUCCUGCCCCUGCUCCUGCCCCCGCCCCUGUUCAGGCCCCAGCAGCGCCCAUGGCGGCCCCUCCACCAUCCUUCCAGCCCGUCAAGGCCCCGGCGGCUCCCGCUCCGCAGAAGCCCUUCGGUGCUCCUGCAGGAAGCGUGGAUGUGCGCUCGCACAUUCCCAAGAAAGGUGCUCCGUUCGUGUGGCCGCCGCCCAAGAUGGUUGAAGUGGUGGAGGAGGGGCCCCGCCCGCCUGCGUGGGCGCCGUCAGGGGAUCCCACGCAAGUCCCUAGACCAAGGCAUGUCGGUGGGCCCCCCCCUAAGAGGCCUCCCCUCUUGCCACCCCCCCCCCCCAAAGAUUAUGACACCAUUGUCAUUAAGGCUUCCCUCCCGGCCAGCACCCUUCUGAGCCUGCCCCCGCGCCCCCGCUUCUGCCCCGCGCCCGCCCCCGCUCCUGCCCGCUCCUGCCCCGCCCCUGCUCCCCCUGCUGCUGCUGCUGCUGCUCCGGUGCCCUCGGGCCCGAGCGUGCAAAAGCUGACCGAGGCCAAGCCUGCCAAGCCCGCGCCCGCCAAGGGUAUCCCCGGCUUCAAGCAUGUUAGCUCGCCAAGCCCGCCCCGAAGCCCCGACCUCCAGUCCCGGCUUCAAGCCUGUCGCGCCUCCCAAGGGCCCCGCCCCCGGCCCCGCGCCAGGGGCCCCCUCCGCGCUUGCCGCCAAACCCAUCUCCCCCUGUCUCUGUCCCAUUGUGAACGCUGCCCCCGCUCCCGCCCCGCUCCUCUCCCCGCUCCCGCCCGCCCCCGCUCCCCCCGCUCCCGCACCUCUCCCUGUUCCUGCUCCCGCCCCGCCCCCGCCCCCGCUCCUGCUCCUGCUCCUGCCCCCGCUCCGGCUCCAGCUCCAGCUCCUGUGCCAAAACCUGCAGCCCCCAAGCCCCCCGCUCCAACAGGCCCCGCUCCAGCCCCCGCUCCCGCCCCGGCACCCGUGAUGGGCGGCAUGCCCAAGCCCACGCCCGUGCCAGGCAUGGGCGGGCCGACCAAGGGCGUGCCCCAGACGAGCGGCCAGAAGAGCGCCCCCCGCCGAGGCCGCGGCGUGAUGAACCAGGCCGCCAGCACGAGGAUCCCGGUCUGCUCCGACUGCAUGCGCCAGAUCAGGGGGCCCUUCGUGUCCGCCCUGGGUAAGACCUGGUGCCCCGACCACUUCGUCUGCUCCACCGACACGUGCCGCAAGCCUCUCAUCGACAUGGGCUUCGUCGAGGAACAAGGUUCUCUCUACUGCGAAAACUGCUAUGAGCAAUACUUUGCUCCGAUCUGCGGCAAGUGCGACAAGAGGGUGAAAGGCGAUUGCCUGAACGCUGUCGGCAAGCAGUUCCAUCCCGAGUGCUUCUGCUGCGCCUACUGCGGAAAGGUGUUCGGUUCUGGCGCCUUCUAUCUCGAGGACGGUCUGCCCUACUGCGAGGCCGAUUGGAACGACCUAUUCACGACGAAGUGCGUGGGUUGUGGGUUCCCCAUUGAAGCAGGUGACCGAUGGGUUGAAGCUCUCAACAACAACUACCACAGCCAGUGCUUCAAGUGCUCUAAAUGCCACAAGAACCUGGAGGGCCAGAGUUUCUUCGCCAAAGGUGGAAAGCCUUUCUGCAAGGCCCAUGCCCAACGUGGCUUCUAGGGCGGCCCAAACAGCUCGCAGGACCCUCCUGUGUCCCCCUGCGGAGACGGGGCGAGGGCCUGUCGUCCUCUCACCAGCAACAGAAACGAAGACGGAAAAGAGAGAAAGAGAAAGAGUCUCGAGCAGCGGCAGUGAGCGUUGUGGCCCUCGCGAGUGCCAUCCGCAUCACUACUUUCACCAGCGACGAAAAGAAGCACCAGCACACAGCAGCAUGCAGUGGAGGAGGAGGAGGAAGAGAGCCGCCUCACGUUGACACUCCCUGCCCACUGUCUCCUUGUUACGCUCUGUUUGUUUACAUUAACUGUGCUACUCACAUUGGCUAAUUGUUGGUGCAAGAUUACAGUGCAGGUUUGCAAUCGUUCUGUUGCAAUUAUUUAUUGUCCAAAACUUAUGUAAAGAAAGGCAAUUAGUCAGCCUUUUGACUCUUGUGUAAUAUGGUCGCAAUCACCAGUGAUAAGAAAGUCAGUGCCUUGAUUUUAUCACAUUAAUCUAUAUAGAAUAAGAAUAUAUAAGCUUUACUGCUUAGUUUAAGGUACACUCAGCCUCUGCAGACACACAACCACAAAACGAUUGAUAUUCUUUGUAUUAUUAUUAUUAUUACUUCCAACAGUUCUUCCUUGCUUCAGCUGUUUUCAAAUCACUGCUGUUUACUGUACUAUAUAGAGAGGUAUAUGAAUUGUAGAGAACAGAAUAUUGUUACUCAUAUGCUAUUAUUGUAUAUAUGAAUUUCACGAAACAAAACCUGUCUAGACACACUAAGGACACCAUGUCAACCAAUCUAGCAAUACGAUUUUAACUCGGCUAUGCUUGCUUAAUCUUCCUGAACGCUGUGUGUUCUUCUGUCCCAACUUUCUUCUCGUGUAAUAUUCUUUUUUUUUUUUUUUUUGCUGUUCACACGCACCAUUGUCAGUCUUCCUGAAGUCACGAACUCCAAAUCUCACGCGGACGCCAGAGCUUGCUUAAGGGCCACCCUGUAAAGGACGACUUCUUGACCCUGUAGCAAACCGAGCCAGCGACAUAAUGACAACCCUGUAGAUUUUGUGUUUUUUUCUGUUCAAGAAGGCUGCACACCGAAAACAAAAUCAAAAAAAUCUUCCAAAAAAAAAAUAUUAUAGAAUUGUCUAAUAUUCGGCGUAAAUUAUGUUGCGUGUUUCUUGAUCUUCCAAUUAUGUCUGGCCCCUUCUUUCCCAGGGGAUUAUAAAAAAAUAGACAUAUUGUA